This is a messenger RNA of Coccinella septempunctata (seven-spotted ladybird), 1166 nucleotides long. RefSeq lists its product as uncharacterized. The transcript has a single exon. The record is from RefSeq and is a predicted model, not a curated record. The coding region runs from base 52 to 807 and encodes 251 amino acids. NCBI's taxonomy places the organism in Eukaryota, Metazoa, Arthropoda, Insecta, Coleoptera, Coccinellidae. Gene Ontology annotation, molecular function: DNA binding; site-specific DNA-methyltransferase (adenine-specific) activity; RNA-DNA hybrid ribonuclease activity.
GAUUUAGAGGUUUUCACCGAUGCUAGCCUUUCAGGAUGGGGGGCUUACUGCAUGGGUGAGAGCACCCAUGGCUGGUGGUCAGGAAUAGAUAAAUUGAAGCACAUUAACUAUCUAGAGCUGAAGGCGAUAUUCCUUGGACUGAGAUUCUUCGGGAAACAUUCUUUCGAUGAAAAGAUUCUCAUCAGAACGGACAAUACAACUGCACUUUCUUACAUAAAUAAAAUGGGCAGCGUGCAGCAUCCAGAAUUGAACGAGCUAUCUCGUCUCAUCUGGAAGUGGUGCGAAACGAAAAAUGUAGUGUUAUUCGCAUCAUACAUAAAAUCGGAGGACAAUUGGCAGGCAGAUAGGGCUUCACGCAUUCUACCUCCCGAGACGGAAUGGUCAUUAAAUAAUGACGCUUUUAAGACAAUUGAAAGAAAUUUUGGGACUCCCGAAAUUGACUUAUUUGCCUCUGCUAAUAACUAUAAAUGCAAAAAAUAUAUAUCGUGGUAUAGGGAUUCCGGGGCAUACGCUGUAGAUGCAUUCACUUUGGAUUGGUCGGCUUUAUACUUCUAUGCGUUUCCUCCGUUCGCCAUGAUUAGCAGAGUGUUACAGAAAAUUUCAAAAGAAAAAGCUGAGGGUAUAAUUGUAGUACCUCUUUGGAAAUCCCAAGCUUGGUACCCGCUUUUUCUCAAGUUGAUCACACAAUCACCAAUAAUUUUUGAACCAAAGAGUAAUUUAUUGAUCUCUCCCUACAGCAAUGCAGCUCAUCCUCUGGCAGACCAACUUACCCUGGUGGCCGCGAGAUUAUCCGGAAAGCCUUUAUAAUGAAGGGCGUACCCAGGGAGGCAAUCAAUACAAUACUCGGCUCACUUUCUACUUCAACCAUUAAUCAGUACAAUACCACAUACAAACAUUGGUGGAAUUUUUGCGAUAAGAAUGAAUUUUCACCUUUUGAUGGAAACCCUAACAAUAUUUUAGCAUUUCUACAGAACCUUUUGGAGACAUCUAAUAAUAGCUACGGUUCAUUCAACAGUCACAGGUCAGCCCUAUCCUUAAUAAUGCCGAACGAUAUAGGAAAUCACCCCCAUAUAAAACGUUUUUUGAAGGGUGUGUUCCGUAAACGACCACCUACUGCAAAAUACGACACCACGUGGGAUCCUAGUCAGGUUUUAGAUUACCUGCGC